UUUGAAUGUAGGAGUAAAAACUUGUAUGUUGUAUGGCGCCCAGGUAUCGGUGAUUUCAUUGGAGAUCCUUGAAUUGCGCGGUGCUGAUAAGAAUGUUUCAUUAUCGUAAAAAUACACCGCAAUGGUUAAAGAUAGACUCAAUGAACUCAAACAGCAGAAGAGUCGGAAAAAUGAAAAAGCUCAAAACACCACAAUAGAAAUAGAAAACAAUUCCACCCAAAAUGACACCGAAGACGAGAAUAAAAAAUUGCGCCAAACCUUCGAACGUGCCGGAGUCAUAGCGCAAUGGAUUGAACAAAUCGAAAGCAACAACCAGGACAUCAGGGUUUAUUUACGCCGACUUGAGGAUUUGAAAUACAACCAGAAGGACGUGGACGAGAAAUUAAACUCGUUCUUCCAAAACAACAAAAGUAUAGCGCAACAACUCGUCCCCAAACUGAAAGAAGUCGACAAAGAGUUGAGCGAAAUCAAGUCCGAGUCAACAGAGAAGAGAAUAAAAACAAUCCAGUACAACACCUCGAAAAAACGCUUCGAGAAAGCGUUCCUCGACAAUAACCAACUUUUAGAAAACUACAAAUCGGCCCAAAAGGCCAUAAUCAAGUCGCAGUUGCAGGCCAGGGGGUACUUUCAAGCAACCGACGAUGAAGUCGCACGACUGCUCGAGGAAGGCACCGAUAUUCAAGUUUUUACCGAAAAUAUUUUGGCUGAGACGGCAGAAGCGAAGCGAAUUUUGGCCGAUGUGGAGGAACGACACCAGACGCUGUUGCAGAUUGAGCGCUUGUUGAUCGAAGUCCGGGAUUUGUUCGUGGAAAUGUCCAUCCUGAUCGACAGUCAGCAAGAACUGAUCGACAGGAUUGACUAUCAGGCGCAAUCGGCGACUGAUCACAUCGGGGCUGUGGAUUUGGCGGCUGUGAGGAGGUCGAAGAGGAAGUAUAUGAAGAGGAAACUUUGGGUUAUUCUGGCAAUCAUUGUCUUGGUCAUCAUUCUUUUGGUUAUUUUAUUGAAGUAACGAAACACUUUUUAAUAGACAUUUUUAUUACAAA
Tribolium castaneum (red flour beetle) is the source of this 1043-nucleotide messenger RNA. Its product is annotated as syntaxin-1A. Gene Ontology annotation, biological process: exocytosis; synaptic vesicle fusion to presynaptic active zone membrane; intracellular protein transport. The transcript is spliced from 6 exons. Gene Ontology annotation, cellular component: presynaptic active zone membrane; synaptic vesicle; SNARE complex. Lineage: Eukaryota; Metazoa; Arthropoda; Insecta; Coleoptera; Tenebrionidae. Gene Ontology annotation, molecular function: SNARE binding; SNAP receptor activity. Bases 122 to 1009 code for a protein of 295 amino acids. The record is from RefSeq and is a predicted model, not a curated record.